GAGGUAUAUAUACCACAGCCCUUUGUGUUCGAAAACAGACUCGUUCACUGAAGACAGAAGAAGCCUGCAACACCAUUGAAAAAGAAACCGGCGGAGAGAAUUUACUUUCAAGAUGCAGAUCUUUGUGAAGACCCUGACUGGCAAGACCAUCACCUUGGAAGUUGAGCCCAGUGACACCAUUGAGAAUGUCAAGGCCAAGAUCCAGGAUAAGGAGGGCAUCCCCCCAGACCAGCAGCGUCUGAUCUUCGCCGGAAAGCAGCUGGAAGAUGGCCGCACCCUCUCCGACUACAACAUCCAGAAGGAGUCCACCCUUCACCUGGUGCUCCGCCUGAGGGGAGGCAUGCAGAUCUUCGUGAAGACCCUGACUGGCAAGACCAUCACCCUGGAAGUCGAGCCCAGUGACACCAUUGAGAAUGUCAAGGCCAAGAUCCAGGAUAAGGAGGGCAUCCCCCCAGACCAGCAGCGUCUGAUCUUCGCCGGAAAGCAGCUGGAAGAUGGCCGCACCCUCUCCGACUACAACAUCCAGAAGGAGUCCACCCUUCACCUGGUGCUCCGCCUGAGGGGAGGCAUGCAGAUCUUCGUGAAGACCCUGACUGGCAAGACCAUCACCCUGGAAGUCGAGCCCAGUGACACCAUUGAGAAUGUCAAGGCCAAGAUCCAGGAUAAGGAGGGCAUCCCCCCAGACCAGCAGCGUCUGAUCUUCGCCGGAAAGCAGCUGGAAGAUGGCCGCACCCUCUCCGACUACAACAUCCAGAAGGAGUCCACCCUUCACCUGGUGCUCCGCCUGAGGGGAGGCAUGCAGAUCUUCGUGAAGACCCUGACUGGCAAGACCAUCACCCUGGAAGUCGAGCCCAGUGACACCAUUGAGAAUGUCAAGGCCAAGAUCCAGGAUAAGGAGGGCAUCCCCCCAGACCAGCAGCGUCUGAUCUUCGCCGGAAAGCAGCUGGAAGAUGGCCGCACCCUCUCCGACUACAACAUCCAGAAGGAGUCCACCCUUCACCUGGUGCUCCGCCUGAGGGGAGGCAUGCAGAUCUUCGUGAAGACCCUGACUGGCAAGACCAUCACCCUGGAAGUUGAGCCCAGUGACACCAUUGAGAACGUCAAGGCCAAGAUCCAGGAUAAGGAGGGCAUCCCCCCAGACCAGCAGCGUCUGAUCUUCGCCGGAAAGCAGUUGGAAGAUGGCCGCACCCUCUCCGACUACAAUAUCCAGAAGGAGUCCACCCUUCACCUGGUGCUCCGCCUGAGGGGAGGCAUGCAGAUCUUCGUGAAGACCCUGACUGGCAAGACCAUCACCCUGGAAGUUGAGCCCAGUGACACCAUUGAGAACGUCAAGGCCAAGAUCCAGGAUAAGGAGGGCAUCCCCCCAGACCAGCAGCGACUGAUCUUCGCCGGAAAGCAGCUGGAAGAUGGCCGCACCCUCUCCGACUACAACAUCCAGAAGGAGUCCACCCUUCACCUGGUGCUGCGUCUCCGUGGUGGCAACUAAGAAGCUCUGCUUUUAACGAUGUCUCACCUCUUCCCUCCCCAGUACCCUUUCCCCAUAUUAUUCCAUACCCAAUUCCUUCCAACUUCCCCCGAGCUUUCAUUCCUUUAAUAUCAAUAAAGUUGAAGCAUUCCUGA
Messenger RNA from Hypomesus transpacificus, 1620 nucleotides. RefSeq names its product polyubiquitin-C. NCBI's taxonomy places the organism in Eukaryota, Metazoa, Chordata, Actinopteri, Osmeriformes, Osmeridae. Gene Ontology annotation, cellular component: cytoplasm; nucleus. The record is from RefSeq and is a predicted model, not a curated record. The transcript is spliced from 2 exons. Gene Ontology annotation, biological process: protein ubiquitination; modification-dependent protein catabolic process. Bases 113 to 1486 code for a protein of 457 amino acids. Gene Ontology annotation, molecular function: protein tag activity; ubiquitin protein ligase binding.